UUUCCGAUUGUCGUAAAUGCAUCACGAGAGCAUGUACGCGUCACGAGGUGAACACAUUCAUUCCGGUCCUGCCGUGAAUGGGUGCCGAAGUUGAAUUGCUUUGAUCAGAGUUCAUUCGCUUUGACCAAAGGCUGCCGACUGAGUCCCCCCCCAACCCUCUUUAUUGCUGCUCCACUUUUUGUCUCUGACUUCUUUCACUCACUGUCUAUCUUGGAUUGACAAGACGCAUUGUGGUGGACGUUGACUGAUCCCUGUGGGCUGGAUCAGACAUUGACGAAUCAGACGUGGACUUUGAUCCCUGUGUUGAGGAUCAAACUUUUUUUUUUUGAUCCUUGUGGUGUGGAUCAGACGUUGACUUGAUCCCUGGUAUCUGGAUCAGACCUUGACUUGAUCCUUGCCUGGAUCGGACCUUGACUUGAUCCCUUGCGGUGCGGGAUCUGAUUGAAAAAAAAAACCUGCCUUGGGAUUGGCAUUGAAAUAUAACCCUGUUGUGGGCUGUGCAUUCAAAAUAUAACCCGUUGUGGGCUGUGCAUUGAAAUAUAACUUCUUGGACCUGGGCCUAACUGAAAUAUUACUACCUGUUGUGUGGAAUCCAAUUGAGAAAAGUGCAAGACACGAGCCAUGCCACGCAAAAGCAAGAAGGCGCAAGCUGCCAAGGUAAGCUGGCAACAGCGUAAAAACAACACAGACUCUGGAAGUGCAGAUAAACCAACAACUGCCAAACAAUUGAUGGCCACUGAACCUGGAAACUCUACGGAGGUAAUGAUGUCUACAUCUCAUGAUCCUGUAACAUGUGUUUUGGCAUCCUACAGUCAAGAUCAUCCAAAGUAUGCUGAUUCCAGAAACAGUCAGUGUGCUGCAAACUCUGCUACAUUUCUAGCUUUCCUGCAGGAGACAGACAAUGUGACAAGUGCUCACCUGGACCUUGUUCUCGAUCGAGGCAAUGAGCUCUAUGUGGCUACUGUGGCUGUGCUGAAAGCAGAAGGACGAUACGAACAUCCUCAUUUGGCAACCGAUGAAAUUCCAGCCAUUGUGAAUGGCUUUCACAAACAACAUGUGUUAAUAAAGUAUCAGUCAAUGUAUGGUCUUUUCAAUUCCUCUAUUGCUGAUGUGGCAUUUAUGAUGCUCUGUGACGGACUUCAGUGUCUGGUGUCAGAGGUGAAAUAUGCUGUUUUGGUUAUGAAUUCAUUGUUUAUUGCUGUUUUCCGAAACCAACAAGGACGAUAUGGCUAUUUUGAUCCACACGCCAGAGAACGUGAUGGGCUCCCUCCGCCCUCCGGUGCACCACGUGGUACAGCUGUCAUGAUGCUAUUUACAUGUUUGAACGAUCUGAUAGAUAAGCUCAUACAGGUUUUCACUCUGGCUGGUGCCGCUCCCACUACUCAAUAUGAAUUGAUGCCGGUAAGUUUUCAACCUGUUGACAAUGCAAGUGACCGUCAAAUGGCGACUGAUGCAGAAUCUUCUCCAAUGACAACACACAAUGAUGACGCUAUGUUAAGCCAGUCUGCUGCUGAGAUGACACACAACAGUAAGGUGGUAUGUACACAACAACAAAAAACACGAGAUGUGUUGAAAAUUGCGAGAUCCAAAAGGAGAACAUUUGCAAGACGAACUCAAGCUUACAACAUAAUUGACAAAGCUAUGGCGAGAGUCACAAAACAAGAAACAAGGCGAAUAAACGCAAACCUGAAAAAGAAGGAACGUUACAGCCAAACUCCAGAGAUUAGACAACGUAAAAAGUCUUACAUAUUGACUCGCUACCAGCAAGAUCCUAAUUUCCGUGUAAAACAGAAGUCGUUUGCAGUCGACAAUAGCAAACAUGACACAAUUAAGAUGAAACAGCGUUCUUACACCAAACAGAAAUAUAGUCAUGAUGUUGAGUAUCGGACCAAAAAACGUUCCUAUAUCAAUCAGAGAUAUGGUCAUGACGAACAAUUUCGGAACAAACAACGUUCCUAUAUCAAUCAGAGAUAUGGUCAUGACGAACAAUUUCGGAACAAACAACGUUCCUAUAUCAAUCAGAGAUAUGGUCAUGACGACCAAUUUCGGAACAAACAACGUUCCUAUAUCAAUCAGAGAUAUAGUCAUGACGAUCAAUUUCGGAACAAACAACGUUCCUAUAUCAAACAAAGAUAUGGUCAUGAUGAUGAAUUUAGGCGUAAACAACGUUCUUAUAUCAAAGACCGUUACGCACUUGAUCCUGCAUUCAGAUCCAAGCAGAAGGAGAACUCAAGUUUGCUUUGGAAAGCCAAACAUGAUUCAUCAAUGAAGGCAAAUGCUCAUCGCACUGCAAUGAAAGUACUACAAAAAUACAGAGUCAUUAACAGAUUAUGUAAAGAGAGAAACAAUUGCGCAAUCAUGAAAGCUGUUGCGCUAUUCAAAGUUCAGGUAAAAAAUGGACCGACUUUUGUUUGCACAGUUUGCCACAGAGCAUUAUUUCCCAAUCAAGUACGCCAGCUGACCAAAUAUAAGAAAAACAAGGACGUUGUUGCAAGUUGUCUCACACGAAGGUUUGUUCAUAUUUGUAAUCGUGAAUGUAACACAUGCUGCAAAGUACCGGAUGAGAGAAAAAUGGAGUGGAUAUGUCACACCUGCCAUGCACAUCUCAAAGAUGGUAAAAUGCCAGCACUUGCUGUAACUAACCAUCUCCAACUUGCAGACAUUCCCACUGAACUGUGUGAUCUAAAUAUUCUGGAAAGACAUCUCGUUUCAAAAUGCAUUUCAUUUGCCAAAAUCGUCCCUCUGCCAAAGGGUCAACAACGAGCCAUCCGUGGGAAUGUUGUGUGUGUACCAUCAGAAGUGGAAGAAACGGUCAAUGUCUUGCCCAGACUAAGAAGUAGGUCUCAGGUGUUGAGAGUGAAACUGAAAAGACGACUUUGUUACAAAGGACAUCAGAUAUUUCAAACUGUCACUUGGUCCAAGUUAAUGAGUGCCCUGAUAAAACUGAAACAAAUUCAUCCGCAGUACAGAAACAUCACCAUUCGCGACGAUGCUGACCUUUGUGACCCGACGCUCACUGAUGAUGACAGCGGCUCUGAUGAAGACGAAAUGAACGAGAGUGACUACAAUGAGGAAGACCUCGAGGCAAUCCACGCAUUUGAGAGGGAUGCUCUCUGUGAAUUGAACAGUGACUCACAGAACGAUGCACGUGGUAAUGUGCAGCAACAACAGUGUGCUGAAAAUGUGGAAGAAGGUGAUGCACCAAAUGGUGGGGUUAUCCUGGAGUCAUGUCUCCAACCAAAUGAUGUGUCAGAGGAAAUUAUGAGUUUUACUCAAGGCAUUUACUGUGUGGCUCCUGCAGAAAGAAAUAACCCCGUAAGCUUUUUCAGGACUCCCAAACUUGAGGCCAUGGCAUUUCCAGUGCAAUUUCCAACUGGACAAAACACCCUCGAUGAAGAGAGACAAAUAAAAGUCACACCAAGCAAAUAUUUCAAAACACGUCUGUGUUGUGUGGAUGAACGUUUUGCUCGUGAUACAAACUACUUGUUCUUUGCUCAGUUUGUGACUGAAAUUUACCUGGCAACAUCAAGCAUGAGAAUCCAGCUACGCAAAGGUAAACCUUUUACCAGGGAUGGUCGGAGGAUAAACAAUGCUAUGCUGCAGGACAAACGUGAAGUUGAAAAACUGGUGCGCAGCAAGGAUGCAGUCCGUUUCAUGACGCCCCUGAGAGGCACGCCAGCCUAUUGGGAAAGAACCACCAAAGAUCUUUUUGCAAUGAUCCGACAGCUGGGUACACCCACAUUCUUUUGCACAUUUUCUGCUGCCGAAAUGCGUUGGGAAGAGGUUAUCACUGCCAUUAAAGCGCAACAAGGUGAGGUGGUGAAUUUUGCUGAACUUGACUGGGCCACGAAGUGUGAAAUUCUGCGCAGCAAUCCUGUGACGACAAUGCGCAUGUUUGACAAACGUGUGGAAGCUCUGUUCAGAGAUUUGAUCCUCUCUCCGGCACGACCGAUUGGUGAAGUCGUCGACUACUUUUACCGAUUGGAGUUUCAGCACAGAGGAAGUCCUCACAUUCAUUGCCUCAUAUGGGUUAAAGAUGCCCCUGUAUUUGAGGAAGCCUCAGAAGGAGCCAUCUGCGAUUUUGUGUCCCGCUACAUCUCGGCUCAGCUGCCGGACCCAGAAAAGGAACCCGAGUUGUAUAAAAAAGUCACAGAAGUUCAGAUGCACAGCAAAGGUCACACCAAAACGUGCGUCAAACACCAAGGUGCAAACUGCCGAUUUGGUUUUCCCAGACCACCGUGCGAAACCACAAUGAUCAUCACACCUGUAGCCUGUGAAAAUCAAGAUCAACACAAGGAGAAGCAGGUGGUGGCAAAUGACAAGCUUGUUCGUGUGCAGCGUUUGCUGAAUGAACCCGAAACCUCAUCCCUGACUUUGCCGCAGCUUUUGGCUAAAUGCGAGCUCACUGACGCCGAGUACGUGGAAUGUUUGUACAUGACCGCCUCAAAGAGUUCUGUUGUGCUCAAGCGAGAUCCAAAAGACUGCUGGGUGAACAACUACAACCGCCAUUUGCUUCUUGCCUGGGAUGCCAACUUGGACAUCCAGUACAUUCUGAAUGCCUUUUCGUGCAUCUCGUACAUCUGCAGCUACAUCAGCAAAGCUGAACACGGUCUGAGUCAAUACCUGAAGUCUGUUAUUGAAAACUCACGCGAUGAAAAUGUCAAUGAGAGCGAUGAAAUGAAACAAAUCAUGCAAGCGUACUCAAAGAAAAGAGAAGUGAGUGCUCAGGAGUGUGUCGCACGCGCGUGCGGCUUGCAUAUGAAACAGUCUUCUCGCAGUGUGGUAUUUGUACAAACGAGUGACAAUCCGCUGAAAAUGAGUUAUCCUCUCUCGCUCCUUGAGGGCAAAACGCAGGAGUCUCAUGAAGUGUGGAUGACUGGCCUGCCAGACAAAUAUAAAAGCAGACCCCAAACGAAGGACUUUGAAGUGAUGUGCUUGGCCGAUUUUGCAUCAACAUGCAGAAUUGUUUAUGGAAAACAGGUAAAAGGCAAAAAUGUUUUGCCUCUGCUGAACGACAUGGGCUUUGUCCAGAAAAGAAAAGAAAAAGCUGCGGUCAUCAAAUACUGCAAAUUCUCUGAACAAAAGAAUCCAGAGGAAUAUUACUGCUCCUUGCUCAAGCUGUACCUGCCUCAUCGUGCUAAUUGCCAGUUAAAAUCUGAACGCUGUCCCUCAUAUCAGUUGUUUCAUGAUCAUGCCUGUGUACAGUUACCAUAUAACGACUCUGUGGAGCGUGUGUGCGAAAUUGUCAACAGGAACAGAGAAAGGUAUGAGAAGCACAGUAAAGACAUUGACGAUGCCAUCCAAGAGGUGGAGGAGAGCGGGCUCGUCAUAAACGAAUGGUGCCACCUGGCUCCUGAGAGCGAGUUGCAAAGACUCGAAUGCAUUGAGGAAAACAACGCAAGAGAUGAACCAAAUGACAACGUGGAGGACAAUGUCCCGGACUAUAACGUAAGGUCAGAAACGUCUGAAAUUUCCAUUGCGACAGAAGCUGCUGCCAUCGAUCCCGCAGUGUUACGUGACAUGUAUCGGAACCUGAACCAAAAGCAAGCGUCUGUUUUCUACAAGGUCAGAGAUUGGUGCAUAAAACGUGUGUGUAGCUCAAAGCCCAUCGAGCAGUUCUUCUACCACAUCAACGGUGGCGCCGGGACCGGCAAAUCGCAUCUCAUUAAGUGUAUCUACACCGAGGCUACCAAAAUACUGCAAAGACUACCACGACUGGCUGAGGAGGCCGACAUUUCCAAACAGACGGUCGUUCUCGCAGCCUUCACUGGCACGGCGGCAUUCAACAUUUCUGGGACAACUUUGCAUUGUCUGCUCAAACUGCCGAGAAGUCUCAAACCCCCGUACCACGGCCUGGGCAAUAAACUGGACGAAGUCAGAGCCGAGCUGUCGAUCGCCCAAAUACUCAUCAUCGACGAGAUUUCCAUGGUGUCCAAAGACCUCUUUGCCUACGUGAAUGCCAGGUUGAUACAAAUCAAAGGCAUCAAUUUACCUUUUGGUGGCAUGUCUGUUCUUGCUGUUGGAGAUUUCUUUCAGCUCCCUCCCGUGAGACAGUCCAAACCGCUAUGCGUGUACGAUCCCACUCGGCUGGACCACUGGCGUGACAACUUCAAAAAGAUCACGCUCACCGCCAUCAUGAGGCAGAAAGACGAUGUUGCCUUUGCCGAACUGCUGAACCGACUCCGGGUGAAAGAAAAGUCUGAUGAACUUUCGGAACUGGACAGAGCUCUUCUUGCUACGAGGUACACUUCUCCAGAAAUGUGUCCAAGUCAUAUUCUGCAUGUUUUUGCCACCAAUAAACAGGUAGAUGGCCAUAACUCUGCGAUGCUGGAUCUGCUUCAUAAGGACAUUGUACAAAUUGAUGCAGAUGACUACAAGAAGGACAAACAAACUGGCAGAAUGGCGAGGCAAACUUUCCCUGUGCAAGGCGCUAAGAGCGAGCUCCCGGACUCGAUCAGAGUUGCCCUCGGUGCUCGUGUAAUGCUCACGCGUAAUUUUGAUGUUCAAGCAGGUCUGUGCAACGGGACGUUUGGAAAAAUUGUGGAAUUGGUCAACUAUCCGAAUGAAGCCCGCGUAAAGAAAGUUGGGUUGGAACUUGAUCAUGUGAGUAACACAGCGCGUGCCGCUAACCGUGUGUACAUUGACAGACAGGAGGAGAAGCUGAAAAAGCCUGGAGUGACGCGCCGACAGUUUCCCAUCAAGCUUGCUUUUGCCUGCACGAUCCACAAGGUACAAGGCAUGACAACAUCAGAGGCUGCUGUUUCGCUGAAAGGCGUUUUCGAACACGGCAUGGGGUACGUAGCUCUGAGUAGAGUGACCUCGCUCAGCGGUCUGCAUAUUCUGCAUAUGGACGAGAGAAGACUUCAUGCAAAUCCAGAAAUCACUGCUGCUCUUGCUGAGAUGGCAGAGGAUUCUUUGGAGAGCGUCAUGCCACUCCUUCACGUGAUGCCGUCGGUAGAUCGAGCAAAUCACCUGGUUGUCGUCCAUCAUAACACCGAAGGGCUGUCUUGUCAUGUGCAGGACAUCAGGUGCCACCACGAGCUGCACUUUGCUGAUGUUUUGUGCUUCACAGAGACACACCUUCAAGGAUCUGUGGCUGAUGGACGUGCCUGCUUGGAAGGCUUCACAAUGUUUCACAGGAACCGAAGAGAUUCUUACACAAACUGUCCUGACUUGGCAACAAAACUUGGUGGCGGCGUAGGUAUUUGUGUCAAAAGUCACAUUGCAGCCCAGGAAAAGAAAUACAUACAGGGUGUGACCGACAUUGAAUUUGUUGUGGUGAAACUUGAAGCUCCCCUCAAUGUGUUGAUUGCUGCCGUUUACAGGCCUCCAGGCAACAGUCUGCGCACUUUUCUGCCAAGCUUGGGAAAUCUCUUGCGGUACCUUGAAGUAAUGGACCAUCAUCAGAUCUUGGUAUGUGGAGAUUUUAAUGAAGAUAUGCUAUCUGCCUCAUUCAAGCCCAUUCUCGAUUUUUUUCGCUCAACAGGUUACACGCAACUCAUAACCACUGCUACCACUGACAAAAACACAUUGCUUGACUUAAUUUUUGUCUCUCGACCUCAGUGUGCUCUUCAUUCAGGUGUCUUGCAAACGUACUACAGCUAUCACAAUCCUGUUUUCUGUGUUUUGGCCACUGAAAGGUAAGUCACAGCUAAAUCAUGUGGUUCAGCAUUUGCAAAAAGGAUGGAAAUCAGAACGUGAACGUUGUCGUAAGUGUAUAAUAUUAGUGGUGGGAUGUGGUGGGUGAUUUGUUGCCUUUAGGUGAGAUGGGAUCUGGGGCGAAAGUUGCUCAAAAUGACAAAUGAAAGAAACCUGCUGGAAUAGUGGUUGGGGGUCGGUGAGGAAUCACGUUGAGUUAAGGGAAGGCAGAGGCUUAUUAAAAUUUCAAAAAGCCUUCCCUUAACUCAACUUUUUAAUUUUUAAAAAGCCUUCCCUUAACUCAACUUUUUAUUUUUAAAAAGC
Molecule: messenger RNA, 7962 nt
Organism: Syngnathus typhle (broad-nosed pipefish)
Lineage: Eukaryota; Metazoa; Chordata; Actinopteri; Syngnathiformes; Syngnathidae
Exons: 4
Coding region: 622-7644 (2340 amino acids)
Biological process (GO): DNA repair; telomere maintenance
Molecular function (GO): DNA helicase activity
Source: RefSeq, a predicted model, not a curated record